AGCGUUUGAUUGCGUUGCGCAAUUUUAGAAUAUUUCAACUUUCAAUACAAUUUUCGAAAAUAAAUAUUUAAAGAAUCAUGUAUCUGCACUUCAGAAUGUCUCAAAAAGUUUUAACCAGACCGUGCGAUGUAUUGUGCUAAUUUACAAGCCCCUAUACGGAUAUUAAAGCAGUGAAAUCUUAGAAAAUGUGUUGUCACAUCAGCUGGAGGCCAUUUUGUUUACUGAACUGACAAAAAAAAUGGAAACUGACUUUUUUCACUUUAUUGUUUAGUUUUCUAGUGUUAUUUAGAUGUAAAAAUGCUUCAGUCUCGAUAAAAAAAUGGCAGCUAAUGAUGCUGGCACCAGUGAAUUAUUCCCUGGUUGGUCUUCAGUGGUUCAUCAACCAGAAGAUGACCCUGAGGAAUCUGAAUUGCCAUCUACUGUAGAUAUCGGAGCUCUUAUUGCAGAACCUCCUUCAACCAAUCUCGCUCAUAAUGAACCAGAUAGCGAGGAAAGUGAGGAUUCUGAGGCUGACUCAAGUAACUCAGAUGCCAGCGAAGCAUCCCAAGAGUCUUGUACCCACAGCGAUAGCUCCGAUUCGGACAGUUCCUCCAGCUCUCAGGAUUCCUCUUCCCGAUCUCCCAGUCCGGAAUUUUCUGUCACCACAUCCCAAACCAACGGGCUCAGACUCACCAUUGCCACCAUCCGUAAAACUAACAGCCCGAUAAACACCGUAAAAAAGGCCUCGACAGUUAAAUGCCCCGCCAAGAAAGUGAAAGGGCGUAAAAAGAGUUCCACAAGUAGCAGUUCGGAUAGUUCAAGCGACUCUGAGAAUAGCGAGACCGAUAAAUGUGAUCUUAAGACGUCCCCUGUGAAGCAAUCCUUGCAGAAGAAGGCUCCUUUAACUAAAUUACAUUGUAGCAAGUCUGCAAAAGAAGGAGAGAAGGCCAAGGUCGUUAGUACAAAAAGUCGCGCGAAAGAUGUAUCAAGUCCAGUGCAAAAAACCAGAACAAGUAGCAACAGUAGUAAGGAAUCUCAUGCCACAAAAACUCUCUCUGUUAGUAAGGAUUGCAAUUCUUUAUUUGCUAGUGAUCAAAAGGAAAAAGAGGCAGUUAAAUCCAGGUUAAGAUCCAGUGAUGUAAAUAACAUUAAAGAACAAGGAACUCCUAAGUCAAAGAGUAAUCCCAGUGGUAAUGUUAAAGAAACAGAUGUGGACGCAGAAAAAUCAAAACCCGCAAAUGUCUCUAAAGCUUCUACAAAAUCUCGGGGAAGUAGCAGUAAACAGCAAGAAGAGCUUAAAAAUAAGGAACCAGAAGUGUUUGAUGCAAAAUAUUCUGAUGCCACCACAUCGUCUACAAGUAGUAGAACAAAAGAGAGGCUAAAGGCCGAAGAAGCUAAUAAAGUCAGUGAUAAUGAUAAGAACAGUAGAAGCUCGGAAAGUAAAACUAGUAAGAAGAAGCAGAAAACCAGGAAAAAACUGAAGAAGAUGUCAUCAUUGCCACAAUCCAGAAGCUCUACAUAUUUCACAUCAGAUUCGGAGUCAUCCGACGAUUUACUCAGCGCGUCAUGUAGUUUACAAGAAAUACGACAAGAAGAUCUGGCAGCCAUAUUACCCACGCAAAAUGAGUGCAAUGACUUCAGCCAUUUUGAUGAAAAGAACAAGGACUCUCCUGCAACUGGCGAUAUCUCCGACUCGGACAUGGAACUUCCUCAGCAAGCCAUAAACUCACUCAUUCAACGCACCACAGAGUCAUCGAGCGACGGUGAGGGCCAUCAACUUCCCAACCCUCAAACCUUAUUCGCUAAUAGACUGCUUCAGCAAUUCGUACCGACCGAAUCUCUAGUUAAUGCUGCAGACGGUGAAACGCACGAACCUUUGCCCACCUCAGUGAGUGAAAGUUUGAACUCUCCAUCGAAUACUAGUACCGUCAGCAUGGCUAAUUCCCAAAAUAACUCGGUGGCUUCAGGAAGCAAAACACAAACCAGCGAAGAUAUUCAGGGUUCGAGUUUUGAUAGUGGUCAUGUAGAUGUUGCCGUGAAAAGGGGUAGAGGGAGGCCGAAGAGAGGAGUUACGAGGGGCAUUAAGCCGAAAUGUGAAGAGAGAAGUGGCGAGAAGAGCGUGCCAGAGUUUUGUGGUGGGCCCAAUGUUAGUCCUGAUUCAGGGAUUCAAAACAGCCCAGAUCACGUCUCCAGUCCAGAACCGUCAAUUUCAAUGAGAUUAAAGAGCGCCUUUAGAAAAGACGAUUCACAAAAGUCAUCAGAGGCGAAAAUGUCCAGCAAAACUGAGUCCAGUAAACGGGUUUAUUCCAGUUUACGAAGCGUCGAGAGGUUUUCAAAACGAAUUGUAGCACAGGAAAAACAAGGAGAUAAUGUAGAUAAUCUAGAACAGAAAAAAACCGGCGGUACCACCACCAGAAGCCAAGAUUCAAACACUACCAAACCACUCAAAAAAACAUCGCUAAACGCCAGUGAAAAUAUUACCAAAUUUAAACCGUCAACCAAUACAGAUAAAUAUUCAACCAGGCGAUCAUCCCGGGAGAAACAACAAUCAGAUUCCAGCAGGACUUCAUCCCAAGAAAAAAUUAAGGAAGUCCCCGGUAAAACGGUGGAUCGAGCCAAAAGGGAGUGUCAGAAAAAGUUAGCAGAACCUGAAAAGUCGCAGCAAUCUAUCAAGAAACCCAAAUCGGACUCUAGCCGAAAUUCCUCCCAAGAAAAAGUGAAACAAGUACUAAAUAAACCUCCGGUUACUUCGAAUCAGUUUGACCGGGUGCUUUAUGCGAACGCCGAUAGAGUUUUAUACCCGCCCAGGCGAAAAGUUGGCAGGCCUGCUUCGGUUCGAAAACCCGGUAGACCCCCGAGGCAUAAAAGCGAGAAUUUGGAUGGGAAAGUGCAGGAAAAAGUCCCGAAUUGUAAAGGUAAAUCAAGGGGUAGGAUACUUUCCACCUCAGGUAACAGUUUAUCCAAGUCAGGACUAAAAUCAAAAGGGGUCUCCUUAAAAAUCCCGAAAAUUCUACAUUCGAAACAUCGGCACAAGCACAAAAAGAAAAAAUUCAAACUGCUAAAGCCCCUGGUUCUGUCCGACCCGAAGAUCAACCAGGAAAUCGAGAAACUUAUCUGUGAUUUUGUUAAGUUUUGCGUUAUCGCGUCUAAGCAACCUAAAGAAAACGUACCCGAGCAAAUAAUCAAAUCGAUAAAGAAAGUAACGAAAAAAAGAAGAACCACCGAUCAUAUGGAAAAAAAGAAAAAGAAGCAGAACGUUAGUACAACGGUUAAUAAAGUUCCGACCUGUAACGACCAGCGGCUUCCAUUAAAAAAACGCCACUACCAUUUGGUGAGCAGCAGUAGCGAGAAUCAUAAAGAAAAGCAGGAAGUAGAAGAGGAAGUCGAGAAAGUAUCUGAGAAAGUUUUAGAUGAUGGAAAAAGCAAGGCUGAAAAGAAAGAAAAGGUUAAGGAGAAGGAUACCAAGGCACCGAAACCUAGCCCUCUGACUAAGGAUAUUAUUAAUAACAAUGAGUAUGAAUUUAAAUCUGAAAAAACGGAAAAGUCUCUGGUGCACGUAGACGAAGCGAUAGAAGCGUGCAUAAAUAAGUUCGCCGACAAGAAUCUCAAAAUAAACGAAAAAUCACCGGAAAAUAAAGUGGUGCCGGCGACCACGCCGAAAAAACGCCACAGAUUAGAGAAUUUAAAUCUAGAGAUGGAAGAAACCACAUCGGAUCUUAAACCUACCUUGGAAAUUAAAACUGAACAAGUUAACGCCAGUUUCGAGGAAAUCGAAAAGGUGAAGACGUCUAUUACGGUCCAGUCGUUUAUCAACGAGCUUAAAAUCAAAAGAAACUUGAUGAAUCAGAAAAGUGUUGAGAAAGAAGAUACCAAAGCCGACACGAAAGAAGCCGAUAUGAAAAUAAAAAAUGAGGAUGUACAGGCGGCUAAGGUUCAAAAAUCUGUGUUGGUCUCUCCAGAAAGCACAAAAAAGAAAGUGAGAAAAAGAAGAGCUUAUAACAGAACAGGAUUUCCAACUGUGAAAAAGAAAAAGAAAAAACUCAUUAGUGCAACAGAAGAGGACGAAAAGCAGGAAAUCGCUGAAGAAGCAAAUGGUAACAUCGAAGCUGCAGUGUGUGAUAGAGUGCCUCAAGAGGGUGAAGAAGUACAAACAUUUGUCGAGCGUAGCAGUAGAAACAAUUCAAUGCAAGAUCUGACGAGAAUCGAUAGAAGUGCCAAAUUUAGUAGACAUUUUUCGGAAGACAUAAGCGAUUGCGAAAGUCUUCCGUUGGAUGAACGGAUCGAUUUUGAUGCGGACGGUUGCAGCAGUCGUUCUGAAAGCGUCGUUGAUAAAGGAGAAGGCGAUUACGAAACAUUGUCUCUCCUAGAGACGUCAAUCGAGCGACUAAAAUCAAGAUUGGACCCGAAAAAAAGAAAAAGGGGCACUGAUAAAGGACUUAGGCAACCAGAUCCGCCAGCAAAUACGUAUCCGAAACGCCGGAGAAGAGAAGUUUCUCCGGCCAGUAGCAUAGAACCGUCGUUGGAUAAUCGACUGAGAGAUAGCACCAGUGCAUCGGGAGACGAACUCACUAAGAAAAACAAAAAAGGACCGAAAUGGAAAAAGAAGUAUUUACUGGCCGGAUUAUUUUCAGAUUAUUAUAAGCAAGACGAGACUUCUCGUCAGGAAACCGUAAAGUUGUCGAAAAAUGUCGUAUACAAUCCGGAGGAACACCCUUACGGCUUAUUACCUCCCCCUUACCACUGCGGUAAAUAUUUACGGUAUCGCAAAGUUGAUUUUCAACUACCGUAUGAUAUUUGGUGGCAGCAUACGCACGAGCAGCUCUCUGGCAAGGAUAUUGUGCCUUCUUGGAACUAUCGCAAAAUCCGAACAAACGUUUACAACGUAAAAAAUAACGGGGCCGCUUGCGAGCCCCAAAACUGUAAUUGCAAAUCGACAGAAGAGUGCGGGGACGAUUGCAUCAAUCGUCUCGUGUUUGCCGAGUGUCCGACAUCUCAUCGGUGCAAAAAUCAACGGAUACAGAAACACGACUGGGCACCUGGAAUAGAAAAAUUCAUGACUUCAGAUAAAGGUUGGGGCGUACGUACAAGAGAACCGAUAAAACAAGGCGAGUUUAUUCUGGAAUACGUAGGCGAAGUUGUGUCCGAUCAUGAGUUUAAAGAACGCAUGAACAGUAUUUAUAUUAAUGACACUCACCAUUAUUGUUUACAUUUGGACAGUGGCCUUGUUAUAGACGGACAUCGUAUGGGUGGCGAUGGUAGAUUCGUUAAUCAUUCGUGUCAGCCGAAUUGUGAAAUGCAAAAGUGGAGUGUCAAUGGCCAGUCCAGGAUGGCUUUAUUCGCUUUACGGGAUAUUCGACCAGACGAGGAAUUAACUUACGAUUACAACUUUUCACUGUUCAAUCCUGAUGAGGGCCAACCAUGCAAAUGUGGUAGCGCUCAAUGUCGAGGUGUAAUAGGAGGAAAAACGCAAAGAGUUAGACAACUACCAACAAAACCAACAAAGAAUCCGCCCAACACUAAAACGCCGGGAAGAGUAGGAAGACCUCGAAAAACGGAGGCGAAGAAAAAACCGAAUGCCUCGAAAGAAACGAGCACAGUCACGAACAGCGCGGUGCAAGCCACAUCCCAGAUCGUGCCUCAGAUUCAGGUGAAACCGAUGAGCCAUCAGCAGAAGUGCUUUAUCUUGGAGCAUCACUGUUUCUUGUUAAGGAAUUUGACUAAGGUUCGAAAAGUACGGGAUCGAUCGCAAAGCUUAACAUCAAGCAGCACCUCGUCUCGACAACAAUCUGCGCCACCGUCGAACAGCAGCGCAUUUAUAAAUCAAUUAAACGCUUUACAAAAACCGCGAAAUAUUAAAACCAGAAGAAUCGCUCAGGCCGAAGAUGAUCCGGAACUAAAUAAAACCGUCAAAUUGGCCGCGGUUUUAAAAAGUUUCCUGAGUGAGAUGGCAACUGUGAAGGGUGACAAAAGUGAAAGUUUAUGUAGUAGCUUGCAGCAGCUUCCUUCUAAAAGAAAACUUCCGGACUUUUAUCAGAAAGUUCAGGAUCCUAUAGACCUCGGUACUAUUGAACAGAAUGUUGCUACAGGCAUCUAUAAAACGCAUCAGGCUUUUGAAAACGAUAUGGCCAAACUGUUUGCAGGUUUUUUAAAAUAUUAUGCCCGCACAAGUGAAGUUGGUAUUGCCACAGCCAAACUGAAAAAGUUUUUCAUGGAUAACAAACAACGAUAUCUAAGUAAAUUAGUGCCCGCUAAAGAGAAAACUUCAUCGGCAGUAAACAACAAAAAGCAUGAGGAGGAAGAUAUAAUCAGAUGCAUUUGUGGAAUACCCAGAGACGAAGGACUAAUGAUCCAGUGCGAAAAAUGCAUGGUGUGGCAACAUAUUGAAUGUGUGAAAGUCGAGGCGUCCGUUGCCAGCUACCAUUGUGAGGUUUGUGUGCCAAGACCGAUAGAUUAUGAGAUUUCUAUGGACGAAUUCACUGAACAUGGGCAUAGGUACUACAUGACGCUUAUGCGUGGCGAUCUUCAACUGCGUCAAGGCGAUACCGUAUACGUAUUGCGUGACAUCAAUAUCAAAGGCACAAACAAAAAACAUACGUAUGAAACGAUAGGAAAAAUCGACUAUAGCGAGUUGGAUAUUUUCCGAAUCGAGGCUUUAUGGAAAGACAAGGAUACGGGAAAACGGUUUGCCUAUGGACAUCAUUAUUUAAGACCGCAUGAGACUUUCCACGAACCAACGCGAAAGUUUUUCCCGAACGAAGUGAUGCGUGUACCAUUAUACGAAGCCGUUCCGGUCGAACUCAUAAUGGAACAUUGCUGGGUAAUGGACAUUAAUACGUUCUGCAAGGGUAGACCCAUCGGGGCAAAAGAGGAACACGUCUACAUUUGUGAACUGAGAGUGGACAGGGGCGCCAAGAUGUUUAGCAAAGUCGCCAAAAGCAAGUUUCCGAUUUGUACGAAAUCGUUUGCGUUCGAGCGGUUCGAGGAGAGGCUGAAAAUAUCGCGAACAUAUUGCCCGCACGACGUUGACAGUUCUCUUUUGAAAAAUGCGGGCGUCGGACGAAGAAAACUGGAAAAAGAAAAGCCAACGUCAAAAGAUUGCGGGGUGUCUACGGAAACUGUAGCGCAAGCGGCUGUUCCAGCGCCUGUUGCAAAGACACCUGCACAACAAAAGGCCCGUUUAAACAAGAUAUUACUGAAUCUCUUAAGUAAAUUACCAAGUAAGCAAGCAAUUGAUGUAUCUUACUUGCUGGAGGGUUCCCGAAGAAGAAAAAAAGCUGAUACAAAAUAGUUAAUUUCAAUAUUGCAAAAAUUAUGGUUUGUAAUAAAAGGAACGAGAAGCGCGUGUAACCAUCGCGGUGUGAUAUUAUGAAAUCAAGGUACAUCUAUUUAUAUUUGUUUUCUAAAAUUGCGUCCAACAUUUAUCUGAUAUAGUGUAUAGCUUCGGUUUAACAAAUCUGAUUUCCCAAAUUCAAUUUUAAUCAGGGAAAAACAUCCAUUUAAUUGGUUAUUGUUAUAGGCGCUAUUGCUUUCGAGUUAUUUUUUAUAGAACUUUAUCGCACUUGUCUUUUGACCCCUUUGUUUGAAUUUGGGACACCAUGUUUAGAAAUGUUUCAAACGUUCAUGAUUUUAUGGUAAGUCAUUAUUAUUAAAUAAUACAUACACUCACCAUAAAAAUAUAAACAAAACAAGCAAUUAUUGUGUAACUUAAUUAAAUUUCUGUAUAUACGUAUUGAUCAGUUCAUUUUUCUUUUAUUUAUUAACUGUACAAACAAGUUGAAUCUCUUUUCUGUUUUAUUGAUUAACAAUUUGGUUGUUAUUGUUGUGAAAAUUAAUAUAAAAAAGGCGUGUGAAUGAUAUUGUUAAAAAGAAAUAGUAAAUGUUUUAAUUAAAAGUAUGUAUUAUGAUGAGAUGUUAUUUUGUUGCAUAUAAAAUAAUAAAAAUAUUGCCAGCAUUUAUGUAUAUAUCCCUUAAGUAUUAAAGAUCUAGGGCACUUUUUUUCAUUGAGUGAUGCACUCGUAAAGACAGUUUUUUUUCAUCUGAUUUAAAGAAUUUUAGAAAAAAUGGGGUUUUAGUUUAAAUACAAAUAAAUAGAUCUUUUAUUUAUACUUUCUUAUGGCUGGUUAACGAGUAAAAAAGCUUGUUUUUUCAAAAUAUACAAAAACAUUUUGGUUUAAUAAAAUUUCAUCAUCACCCGAAUAUUUUCCUAAUUGUAAUGUAAAUAAUAAUUGUCAAAUGUUGUUAACUUUGGGUCCAAAAUAAAACCAGAAACUAAAAGAUUAAGUCUAGUCAAUGUCUCGUUUUAUCACUAAGAUAUCCUCAGGUACGUUUUUUUUUUUAAUUUGAUAAAAUUGAAUGUACGAUUAAAUAUAAUGAUAAAAUUAAGAAAGAACACGAUAUUUAAAUUUUGUGGGUAAUUGUACACAAAAGUCCAAUUCGGAUGAAUUAGAAACUGGUAAGUUUUGUAACUUUUUAAUAUUUUCUAUUUAUUUGUUUAAAAAAUUUAUGCUAUCCGUACAAUAAAUUGUCCUGAGGAUGAUUUUGUAAUAAAUCGAAAUCUAAUCGACAACUAAAUCUUUAUGUUUAUGCUUUUAUUUGGAACCGAAACUCAAUAUUAUUUGGUCCCAUUCACAAAUAAAGUUUUGUGCAUGCCUAUAUAUUUUUUCAGAAUAAUUAUUUUAAGGGAUGAAACUUUUAUGGCUUAAAUUCAAAAUUAAUAUGCAUAUUCCUGCAACAAAAAAUCUAUAUAAAACGCGCAUUUUGUUAGAUUAUAGCUAGUCAGUAUUGUUGAUUGUAACCGGUCUUUUAAUUAUAGUUUUUAUUUGUACAAAGCAAAACGAUCGUUGUAUUUGCAGUAUGGUUAGGUUCUUUUUUAAUGUUUUAUAUUUAUUAUGGUUAAUUGGAGUUGGGAUAACACAUUGUACAUAAUUUUUCCUU
This is a messenger RNA of Anthonomus grandis grandis, 8913 nucleotides long. It is a transcript of the gene ash1, whose product is annotated as histone-lysine N-methyltransferase ash1. Gene Ontology annotation, cellular component: nucleus. NCBI's taxonomy places the organism in Eukaryota, Metazoa, Arthropoda, Insecta, Coleoptera, Curculionidae. The transcript has 28 exons. Gene Ontology annotation, molecular function: histone methyltransferase activity; chromatin binding; protein binding. The record is from RefSeq and is a predicted model, not a curated record. The coding region runs from base 320 to 7267 and encodes 2315 amino acids.